CAUACGAUCCAUAUCCACCAAGCAAGAUCACUAAUCUUUGUCUAGAGAAAGGAGAGAAAAUUCCCGAAGAUGUCUGAGAGAAAAGUUUUAAAUAAAUACUACCCGCCAGAGUUUGAUCCGGCUAAGAUCCCUAAACUCAAGCUCGCCAAGGAGAGGCAAUACACUGUCCGUAUCAUGGCACCUUUCAACAUGCAAUGCAAGGUGUGCAACGAGUACAUCUACAAGGGGAAGAAGUUCAACGCCAAGACAGAGAAUGUCCACAAUGAGAACUACCUGGGACUGCGCAUCUAUCGCUUCUACAUCAGAUGUCCUAGGUGCAUCUCAGAAGUUGUCUUCAAGACGGAUCCCCAACAAACCGACUACACCUUAGAACAAGGAGCUAUCAGAUUGUUUGAAGCGGCCAAGCUCUACCAAGCAGCUGAGGAGAAGGAGAAGAAGCAAGCAGAGGAAGAUGCCACAAACCCCAUGAAGGUGCUGGAGAACCGAACCAAGGACUCUAAGCUAGAGAUGGAGGUGAUGGAGAAUCUUGAGGAGCUGAGGGAGCUCAACAUGAGACAGGGUACUAUCAACUAUGAGGAGAUCCUCAAACAAGGCGCAGAGCAAGAAGCACUUGGGCUGAAGCAACAGGAGGAGGACGAUGAAGAGGAGAUUAGGAGACUAUUUGGCAAGGGAGGAGACGGUAUCAUAAUCAAGAGACUUGACGAUGAUGACGACGAAGAUGAGGAAUCACCCAGCAGCUCCAAACCUUCUCCAUCCUCUAUGACAUUUAAAAGGCCUACUGAUAUUCUUACAGAUGAAUCUAGUGGACCAUCGGGAGCCAAGAAACAGAAGCUAGCAGACACCUCCUCAAGGUUAUCUACAAAGUCAUCCUUAAAAUCAUCCUCAAGGUCAUUCCUCUCGGGUCUGGUCAAGGUAAAAAAGAGUGAUACCAGCAGCAGCAGCAAACCGGACAAAGACAAUGCAACAACAUCAACAGAAAAUAGUCCAAAUGAAACCACAAAACUAGUUGAGGCUGAAUCCGAUACUUCAACAGAUGCGGCACAGUUGAUCACAAAACCAGUUGAGGCUGAAUCUCAUACUGCGACGGAUGCAGCACCAUCGUCAAUAGGUGGGACAGCAGCUAUUGAGAAGAGAACUGAAUCAGCAGCAGUGAGUGACCAAAAUAGUGAAUCACAUAGCAAGAACUCUGAUGGUAAUAAUACUACAGUAGAGAAGGAGGAGGAGGAGGAGAAGGAGAAAGAAGAGAAGGAGAAGGAAAAAAAGGAGAAGACGGAGGAGGAGAAGCAAGAGGAGGCUGAGGCUUCGUUUGCGAGUAGCAUACAAGAAGGACUUAAGAAGCAGAAGGUUGCAUCGCAGAAGGUCGCGAAAGAGAAAUCAAGUGGACUGAGUCUGCUAGGGGGCUAUGACUUCAGUGAUAGUGAUAUCAGUGACUCCUCAUCAGAUUCAUGAACCAGCUUCUCUUCUUUUUUUUUUUUGGGGGGGGAUACAAUAAGUUCUUGAUAGAAACGUGUAUGCAACCCUGUACAUGUUCCUGUAUGCAUUAUAAAUCAUUUGAUCACAUAUUCACAUUGACCGAUCGCCUAUUGUGUUUAUUCAUUUUUCAGUGAAACCAGCCGCCUGUGAACACUAAUGAAGUACACAGGACAAGCUGCUUCUAAAGCUACCUCACACAAAAACAAGGGUAAAUCUUGGAGAUUGUGCUUUCAGUUGUGCCGCUCCAAAGCUUUAGAAUAACUCCUACUAGACAUAAAAACAAGCCUCAUCUGGUGCUCUCUUCAAAGUUUUGUUGAAGACGCACUUGUUUGCAGGAGCUUUAAAAUAGAUUCUAUUUUGCUAUUGUGUGUCUGUAAAGUAGCACUGUUAGCAGUUAUUUUUCUUCAUCACAUUCAGUAGAGUAUAUUUAAUAAUAGCUGCGCUCUAUAAAUUGAUCAAAUUAUUAUUAUUAUUAGCAAAUCAUAGGGCAAUUAGCUAUGAAAGAAAGGAGGCUGCGUUAACUUUUUCAGAAUAGUUUCUAGUCUUUAUCAGAGCCAUCUAUACACAGAGUUUGGCCAACUUGAUUUCAGUUGGUCACAACGUGGCGUACAUUCUGUUUUUUUGUACUUUCCCAACGAAAGCAGUAUUCACCGUACUGUGCCCAACUCAAAACAGAUUGGCCAACUCUUCUAAGCAAUGGCACUGGGGUGGUGUCCUGAAAACCAUGUCAUCUGUUAUGAUAGCAAAGUAAUGUUGAUUGUCAUAAGAAAUCGCAAGUAGGCCAAGUCAUGGUUACUAUUUUUUGCAAACUGGCUGCAUACCAUACGCCUGUAGGCAUCUGCGGGAGCAAAGAUGAAAUAUGUCUAUUCUGCACAAUUUCACUUUGUUAUGACAAUCAACAUACUUUUUACUACCGUAAAGAUAACAUUGUUUUCAGAAUACUACCCAAACUCUAAAUCACUGGACAUACAAGUAGAUGACACAACAUGUUUCUGCAUGUGCAUUGAAGAAAAAAAGUAAUAAUAUUCAUGGAUCUAAAUCCCUGAAAUUGUUGAGUAUAUUUUAUAAAAAUGUUUAUGCUUGAACAAAAUUAAAUGAUAUGAAAUGUAUUUUGAAA
Strongylocentrotus purpuratus (purple sea urchin) is the source of this 2590-nucleotide messenger RNA. Its product is annotated as splicing factor YJU2. Gene Ontology annotation, biological process: mRNA splicing, via spliceosome. Gene Ontology annotation, cellular component: U2-type catalytic step 1 spliceosome. The coding region runs from base 70 to 1449 and encodes 459 amino acids. The transcript has 7 exons. Lineage: Eukaryota; Metazoa; Echinodermata; Echinoidea; Camarodonta; Strongylocentrotidae. The record is from RefSeq and is a predicted model, not a curated record.